Phascolarctos cinereus (koala) is the source of this 13176-nucleotide messenger RNA. Lineage: Eukaryota; Metazoa; Chordata; Mammalia; Diprotodontia; Phascolarctidae. The record is from RefSeq and is a predicted model, not a curated record.
GCAUGCAAUAAUGGAAGUAGUUCUGUCAUAUCUAAAGAUGGAGAGCUCUACAUGUUUGGGAAAGAUGCCAUUUAUUCUGACAGUUCAAGUUUGGUAACUGAUUGAAGGGCCAUUUUGUAACUCAGGUAGCCAUGGGAAAGGCUCAUACUUGUGUCUUAAUGAAGAAUGGGGAAGUUUGGACAUUUGGUGUAAAUAACAAAGGGCAGUGUGGACGAGACACAGGCUCCAUGAACCAAGGAGGGAAAGGUUUUGGCAUUGAAAAUAUGGCAACAGCAAUGGAUGAAGACUUGGAAGAAGAACUGGAUGAAAAAGAUGAGAAAUCCAUGAUGUGUCCUCCAGGAAUGCAUAAAUGGAAACUUGAGCAGUGCAUGGUUUGUACUGUCUGUGGAGACUGUACAGGUUAUGGAGCCAGUUGUGUCAGUAGUGGGCGUCCAGACAGAGUCCCUGGAGGGAUCUGUGGCUGUGGUUCUGGGGAAUCUGGCUGUGCUGUAUGUGGUUGUUGUAAAGCCUGUGCAAGAGAAUUGGAUGGUCAGGAGGCAAGACAAAGAGGAAUUCUUGAUGCUGUGAAAGAAAUGAUACCUUUAGAUCUCUUAUUAGCUGUCCCUGUACCUGGAGUUAAUAUUGAAGAACACCUUCAGUUGCGGCAAGAAGAAAAACGACAGCGUGUAAACAGGAGGCAUAGACUGGAGGAAGGCAGAGGCCCCCUUGUAUUUCCUGGUCCUAUUUUUAUGAACCAUCGAGAACAGGCUCUAGCCAGACUCAGACCCCAUCCAGCACAACUAAAGCAUAAACGGGACAAGCACAAAGAUGGAAGUGGAGAAAGAGGAGAGAAGGAUGCAAGCAAAAUCACAACAUAUCCUCCAGGCUCUGUCCGUUUUGAUUGUGAGCUGCGGGCAGUACAAGUCAGCUGUGGAUUUCAUCAUUCAGUGGUUUUGAUGGAAAAUGGUGAUGUUUAUACAUUUGGAUAUGGGCAGCAUGGCCAGCUGGGACAUGGAGAUGUUAAUUCCAGGGGAUGUCCUACUCUAGUACAAGCUUUGCCAGGGCCUAGUACACAAGUCACUGCAGGCAGUAACCAUACAGCAAUACUUUUAAUGGAUGGACAAGUCUUCACAUUUGGAAGUUUCUCUAAAGGACAACUUGGCAGACCAAUUUUGGAUAUGCCUUACUGGAAUGCAAAACCUGCUUCCAUGCCCAAUAUUGGAUCAAAAUAUGGACGCAAGGCUACUUGGAUUGGAGCAAGCGGGGACCAAACUUUCUUGCGCAUUGAUGAAGCACUUAUAAACUCCCAUGUACUUGCUACGUCAGAGAUUUUUGCCAGCAGACACAUAAUAGGCUUAAUACCUGCUUCUAUAUCAGAACCUCCUCCAUUUAAAUGUCUCCUGAUAAAUAAAGUGGAUGGAAGUUGUAAGACAUUUAAUGAUUCUGAGCAGGAGGAUCUGCAAGGGUUUGGUGUAUGUCUUGAUCCUGUUUAUGAUGUUAUUUGGAGAUUUCGACCAAAUGCUAGAGAAUUGUGGUGCUACAAUGCUGUAGUUGCUGACUCCAGGCUUCUUCCUUCUGCACCAGACAUGCAGUCAAGAUGUAGUAUACUGAGCCCUGAACUUGCUUUGCCCACAGGAUCAAGAGCUCUUACAACUAGGUCUCAUGCGGCUUUGCACAUCCUUGGUUGCCUUGAUACAUUGGCAGCCAUGCAAGAUUUAAAAAUGGGUGUAGCAAGUAUAGAGGAAGAGACUCAAGCAGUAAUGAAAGUUUAUUCCAAGGAAGAUUACAGUGUGGUGAACAGGUUUGAAAGUCAUGGAGGAGGCUGGGGUUACUCUGCUCAUUCAGUUGAAGCAAUUCGUUUCAGUGCUGACACUGAUAUUUUACUUGGUGGUCUUGGUCUUUUUGGAGGUAGAGGAGAAUAUACUGCUAAAAUAAAGUUAUUUGAAUUGGGUCCAGAUGGAGGAGAUCAUGAAACUGAUGGUGACCUUCUUGCAGAGACUGAUGUCUUGGCAUAUGACUGUGCUGCUAGAGAAAAAUAUGCCAUGAUGUUUGAUGAACCAGUUCUUCUGCAAGCUGGCUGGUGGUAUGUUGCAUGGGCUCGCGUGUCAGGACCUAGCAGUGACUGUGGAUCUCAUGGACAGGCCUCUAUUACCACAGAUGAUGGAGUUCUUUUCCAAUUUAAGAGUUCAAAGAAAUCAAACAAUGGUACAGAUGUUAAUGCAGGACAGAUACCUCAGUUAUUAUACAGGCUCCCAACCAGCGAUGGUAGUGCUUCAAAAGGUAAACAGCAAACCACUGAACCUGUGCACAUUUUAAAGCGAUCUUUUGCAAGAACAGUCUCCACGGAAUGCUUUGAGUCAUUGUUGAGCAUCCUUCAUUGGAGUUGGACCACUUUAGUUUUAGGAGUAGAAGAACUUCGGGGAUUAAAAGGAUUCCAGUAUACUGCUACACUUCUUGAUUUAGAGAGAUUGCGUUUUGUGGGUACUUGUUGUCUAAGGCUGUUACGUGUCUAUACCUGUGAGAUUUACCCUAUGUCAGCUACUGCUAAAGCAGUUGUAGAAGAAACAAGUAAAUUAGCAGAAUGUAUUGGGAAAACCCGAACUUUACUACGAAAAAUUUUAUCUGAAGGAGUUGAUCACUGCAUGGUCAAGUUGGAUAAUGAUCCCCAAGGGUAUCUCAGUCAGCCGUUGAGUCUUCUGGAGGCUGUCCUUCAGGAGUGUCAUAAUACCUUCACAGCCUGCUUUCAUUCUUUCUACCCAACCCCUGCCCUGCAGUGGGCUUGCCUUUGUGAUCUCCUAAAUUGUUUGGAUCAGGAUAUCCAAGAAGCAAAUUUCAAGACAUCAAGUAGCCGACUGCUUGCAGCUGUUAUGUCAGCCUUAUGUCACACAUCUGUCAAGUUGACCUCUAUCUUUCCCAUUGCCUAUGAUGGAGAAGUAUUACUUAGAUCCAUUGUUAAACAAGUCAGCACUGAAAACGACUCUGCCCUGGCUCACCGAUUUCCUCUGUUGGUAGCACACAUGGAAAAACUCAGUCAGAGUGAGGAGAAUAUCUCUGGAAUGACAAGCUUUCGUGAAGUUCUGGAGAAGAUGUUAGUUAUUGUUGUGUUACCAGUCAGAAAUAGCCUAAGACGAGAAAAUGAACUCUUCUCCUCCCAUCUAGUGUCUAAUACUUGCGGAUUACUUGCUAGUAUUGUGAGUGAACUUACAGCAUCAGCUCUUGGAUCUGAGGUCGAUGGACUUAACUCUCUGCAUUCUGUCAAAUCCAGUGCUAACCGAUUUACUAAAACAAGUCAGGGAAGAAGUUGGAAUACUGGAAAUGGUUCUCCUGAUGCAAUCUGUUUUUCUGUAGACAAACCUGGUAUAGUUGUGGUUGGCUUUUCUGUCUAUGGAGGAGGAGGAAUUCAUGAAUAUGAAUUAGAGGUCUUAGUUGAUGAUAGUGAGCAUGCAGGAGAUUCAACUCAUUCACAUAGAUGGACAUCCUUGGAAUUGGUCAAAGGAACCUAUACAACUGAUGAUUCCCCUAGUGACAUAGCUGAAAUCAGACUUGAUAAAGUUGUUCCUUUAAAAGAAAAUGUGAAAUAUGCUGUUCGAUUAAGGAAUUAUGGAAGCCGUACAGCCAAUGGAGAUGGAGGAAUGACCACAGUCCAAUGUCCUGAUGGUGUAACAUUUACAUUCAGUACAUGUAGUUUAAGUAGUAAUGGCACAAACCAAACAAGAGGACAAAUUCCACAAAUCCUUUACUAUAGGAGUGAAUAUGAUGGAGAUUUGCAGUCCCAACUUUUGAGUAAAGCUAAUGAAGAGGAUAAAAACUGUAGUAGAGCUCUCUCUGUUGUGAGUACUGUGGUUAGAGCAGCUAAAGACCUCCUGCACAGAGCCCUUGCUGUAGAUGCUGAUGACAUUCCAGAAUUGCUUAGUUCUUCCAGUCUGUUUUCCAUGCUGCUUCCUCUUAUAAUAGCCUACAUAGGACCAGUAGCUGCAGCUAUUCCCAAGGUGGCUGUAGAAGUCUUUGGCCUUGUCCAGCAAUUGCUCCCUUCUGUUGCCAUUUUAAAUCAGAAAUAUGCACCCCCUGCAUUCAAUCCUAACCAAUCAACAGAUAGCACAACAGGAAACCAGCCUGAACAAGGACUUUCAGCUUGUACUACCUCUAAUCACUAUGCUGUCAUAGAGAGUGAACAUCCCUAUAAACCCGCAUGUGUUAUGCACUAUAAGGUGACCUUUCCAGAGUGUGUAAGAUGGAUGACAAUCGAGUUUGAUCCUCAGUGUGGUACUGCACAAUCAGAAGAUGUUCUCCGUUUGUUGAUUCCUAUUAGAACUGCUCAGAACUCUGGUUUUGGACCAAAGGUGAAUUCUGUUCAUGAAAACCUCAAUUCAUGGAUAGAAUUAAAGAAAUUUUCAGGAUCUUCUGGAUGGCCAACUAUGGUUUUAGUCUUGCCAGGAAAUGAAGCCCUUUUUUCAUUAGAGACUGCAUCAGAUUAUGUAAAAGAUGACAAGGCUUCGUUUUAUGGUUUCAAGUGUUUUGCAAUUGGAUAUGAAUUUAGUCCUGGUUCUGAUGAGGGAAUUAUUCAGUUGGAAAAAGAAUUAGCUAAUCUUGGUGGGGUUUGUGCAGCAGCUUUAAUGAAAAAGGAUCUAGCACUUCCUAUUGCAGGUAAUGAAUUGGAGGAAGAUCUUGAAAUUCUUGAAGAGGCUGCUCUGCAGGUGUGCAAAACUCAUUCUGGCAUUCUUGGAAAAGGUUUAGCCCUUUCUCAUUCACCAACCAUACUGGAAGCUCUUGAAGGAAGCUUGCCACUUCAGAUUCAAAGCAAUGAACAGUCAUUUUUGGAAGAUUUCAUUGCCUGUGUUCCAGGAUCAAGUGGGGGACGACUUGCAAGGUGGCUUCAGCCAGAUUCUUAUGCUGAUCCUCAGAAAACAUCAUUGAUUCUCAAUAAAGAUGAUAUCCGUUGUGGUUGGCCUACUACAAUUACUGUUCAAACAAAGGAUCAGUAUGGUGAUGUGGUUCAUGUUCCUAAUAUGAAGGUGGAAGUGAAGGCUGUUCCUGUUUCUCAGAAAAAAACAUCUUUGCAACAAGAACAAGUGAAGAAGCUUCAAAGGAUUCCAGGCAGUCCUUCAGCACCAGCUACUUCCAUGAGCCCUGAUAUGACUUUUGGGGGGCUUGCAUCACCAAAACUUGAUGCUUCCUAUGAACCAAUGAUUGUAAAGGAAGCUCGUUAUAUUGCCAUUACUAUGAUGAAGGUUUAUGAAAACUAUUCUUUUGAAGAGUUGCGUUUUGCUUCACCAACACCUAAAAGACCAAGUGAAAAUAUGUUGAUCAGAGUCAACAAUGAUGGCACUUACUGUGCAAACUGGACUCCAGGAGCCAUUGGACUCUAUACUAUCCAUGUUACUAUUGACAGUAUUGAAAUAGAUGCAGGCUUGGAAGUGAAAGUGAAAGAUCCACCAAAAGGAAUGAUCCCACCUGGAACUCAGUUGAUCAAACCGAAGGCUGAACCUCAGCCAAAUAAGGUUCGAAAAUUUGUGGCCAAGGACAGUGCAGGGCUCCGUAUCCGUAGCCACCCUUCCCUUCAGAGUGAACAGAUAGGCAUAGUGAAAGUCAAUGGAACCAUCACUUUUAUUGAUGAGAUCCACAAUGAUGAUGGUGUGUGGCUGAGACUGAAUGAUGAGACAAUAAAGAAGUAUGUACCUAACAUGAAUGGUUACACUGAAGCCUGGUGCCUCUCUUUUAACCAGCAUCUUGGCAAGAGCCUUCUGGUCCCUGUUGACAAUAUCUUUAAUGCUAGCCAAGGAGUCAGGGAUUUGGACGUUUUUUCAUGGACUUCUAAAGCUUUUUUUCCCCAGGAAACUAAGUCUAAUACGGAGGACUUUUUCAAAGACCUGAAUUCCCGCUGCCCACAAGAAGCUGUAAUGCAAGAACCAGAUAUACCAUUCCUCCGAGGUGGGCCCGGAGUGUAUAAGGUAGUGAAGACGGGACCAUCAGGUCACAACAUCAGAAGCUGCCCCAACCUUAGAGGUAUCCCAAUUGGAAUGUUAGUACUGGGAAACAAAGUCAAGGCAGUGGGAGAGGUAACCAAUUCUGAAGGUACGUGGGUUCAGCUGGAUAAGAACAGCAUGGUAGAGUUCUGUGAGAGUGAUGAAGGAGAGGCAUGGUCCUUAGCUAGAGACAGAGGCGGAAAUCAGUACCUCCGACAUGAAGAUGAACAAGUUCUUCUGGAUCAGAAUUCUCAAACUCCUCCUCCAAGCCCCUUCUCAGUACAAGCUUUCAGUAAAGGGGCAGGUAACAAUGCCCAAGGAUUUGAUUAUGGACUUGGGAAUAACAAAGUUUUGACUGUUUUGCCCACUGCAGGUGACCAACUGAGUGCCAUACUGAAUUCCAUUCAGUCACGGCCCAGUCUCCCAGCUCCUUCCAUCUUUGAUCAAGCUGCAAAACCUCCCUCUUCCCUAGUCCACAGUCCAUUUGUGUUCGGACAGCCCCUUUCCUUCCAGCAGCCUCAGCUUCAGAAAACUCCAUCCCGCAACCUUGCUUCUCGUGAGCGCAUUUACAAAAAUAAUGGUGUAGCUGGUCCUGCUUCUGCUCUUUCAUCUCUGUCUCACAAACUAAAGGGUGACCGAGGAAAUUUCUCCAUAACCCCUAGACCAGCCUCUCCAGCAGGAAAAUCAGAUCUAUCCUCCAAACACAGAAUUGAAAGCCGGUCAUCUAAGCUUGAUGGACGUGUGAGCAGGACUGCUACAGAUCAAAAGAAACCAAGAGGCACAGAAGGCCUGUCUGCUAGUGAAUCCCUAAUGUUGAAAUCUGAUGCUGCAAAGCUGAGGUCAGAUUCUCAUAGCAGGUCCUUAUCUCCCAAUCAUAAUACCUUGCAAACACUAAAAUCUGAUGGGAGAAUCUCUUCUGGCCUUAGAGCUGAGUCUCCAGGGCCAGGAUCUCGAUCAUCUUCUCCUAAGCCAAAGACUCUCCCAUCAAGCAGGUCCAGUCCACCAGGUGCUAGUCCUCCACGCUCUUCUUCUCCACAUGACAAGAAUCUACCUCAGAAAGGCCCUGCUCCUACUAAGGCAAAGCUUGAUCCUCCUCGUGAACGAUCCAAAUCAGAUUCAUAUACACUGGAUCCAGAUACUCUCCGCAAGAAAAAGAUGCCCCUCACAGAACCAUUAAGAGGUCGAUCCACAUCACCUAAGCCAAAAAUAAUACCAAAAGAUUCUAAAGUUUCUCCUGGAACUGAAAAUAGAGCUCCUUCUCCACAUGUAGUGCAAGAAAAUCUUCACAGUGAGGUAGUUGAAGUCUGUACUUCCAGUACCUUAAAGACAAAUAGUAUAACAGACAGCACUUGCGAUGAGAGUACUGAAUUUAAGAGUGUGGAUGAGAGCUCCAAUAAAGUGCACUUCAGCAUAGGAAAAGCACCCAUGAAGGAUGAGCAGGAAAUGAGAGCUUCUCCAAAGGUAAGCCGAAAAUGUGCAAAUAGGCACACCAGGCCCAAAAAGGAAAAGUCAGGCUUCCUUUUCAAAGGAGAUGGAUCCAGACCUUUAGAGCCAGCUAAGCAAGCAAUGUCCCCUUCUGUCGCUGAAUGUGCCAGAGCUGUCUUUGCCUCUUUCCUUUGGCAUGAAGGUAUAGUCCAUGAUGCAAUGGCUUGUUCUUCUUUUCUGAAAUUUAAUCCAGAAUUGUCUAAAGAACAUGCUCCAAUAAGAAAUAGUUUGAAUAGUCAACAGCCUACAGAGGAAAAAGAAACAAAACUGAAAAAUAGGCACUCAUUGGAAAUAUCAUCUGCUCUUAAUAUGUUUAAUAUUUCACCUCAUGGACCAGAUAUAUCUAAAAUGGGCAGCAUCAACAAAAAUAAGGUCUUGUCAAUGCUUAAGGAACCACCUCUCCAUGAAAAAUGUGAGGAUGGAAAAACAGAAGCCACUUUUGAAAUGUCCACACACCACACAAUGAAAUCCAAAUCUCCUCUUCCUUUAACCUUGCAACAUUUGGUAGCCUUUUGGGAAGACAUCUCUUUGGCCACCAUCAAAGCCGCUUCCCAGAACAUGAUAUUUCCAAGUCCUGGCUCUUGUGCAGUACUUAAAAAGAAAGAAUCUGAUAAAGAUAAUAAAAAGACUAAGAAGGAAAAAAAGAAAAAAGAAAAGGCUGAAGCCAGGCCAAGGGGUAAUUUGUUCGGUGAGAUGGCCCAGCUUGCUGUGGGGGGACCAGAGAAAGAUACCAUCUGUGAGCUAUGUGGAGAAUCACAUCCCUAUCCAGUAACUUAUCACAUGAGGCAAGCUCAUCCAGGUUGUGGCCGAUAUGCAGGUGGACAAGGUUAUAAUAGCAUUGGACACUUUUGUGGAGGAUGGGCUGGUAACUGUGGUGAUGGUGGCAUAGGAGGAAGCACUUGGUAUCUGGUGUGUGAUCGUUGCAGGGAAAAAUACCUCCGUGAAAAGCAAGCAGCAGCAAAGGAGAAGGUAAAACAAUCUAGAAGAAAAACAAUGCAAGUUAAGACUCCUCGUGCCUUGCCCACCAUGGAGGCCCACCAGGUGAUUAAAGCAAAUGCACUCUUCCUGUUGUCCUUGAGUAGUGCUGCGGAGCCCAGUAUUCUGUGCUACCAUCCUACAAAACCAUUCCAGUCUCAGCUUCCAAGUGUGAAAGAAGGCAUCUCUGAGGACCUUCCCAUCAAAAUGCCUUGCCUCUACCUGCAGACAUUAGCUAGGCAUCAUCAUGAAAACUUUGUGGGAUAUCAGGAUGACAACCUCUUCCAAGAUGAAAUGAGGUAUCUACGUUCAACAUCUGUACCAGCACCAUACAUAUCAGUAACUCCUGAUGCAAGCCCUAAUGUGUUUGAGGAGCCAGAGAGUAAUAUGAAAUCCAUGCCACCAAGUUUAGAGACUAGUCCCAUAACAGAUACUGAUUUGGCAAAACGAACUGUCUUCCAAAGGUCGUAUUCAGUUGUUGCCUCAGAAUAUGACAAACAGCAUUCCAUUUUGCCUGCACGUGUUAAGGCCAUUCCUAGAAGAAGAGUUAACAGUGGAGAUACUGAAGUUGGUUCCUCUCUCUUAAGACAUCCUUCUCCUGAGCUUUCUCGACUAAUUUCAGCUCAUAGUUCUCUUUCCAAAGGAGAAAGAAAUUUUCAGUGGCCAGUUUUAGCUUUUGUUAUACAGCACCAUGAUCUGGAAGGUCUUGAAAUAGCAAUGAAACAGGCCUUACGGAAAUCUGCUUGCCGAGUUUUUGCUAUGGAGGCUUUCAACUGGCUUUUGUGUAAUGUCAUCCAAACAACUUCUCUCCAUGAUAUUCUCUGGCAUUUUGUGGCUUCACUGACCCCUGCUCCAGUGGAACCAGAGGAAGAAGAUGAUGAAGAAAAUAAAGCAAACAAGGAAAAUGCAGAACAAGAGAAAGAUACAAGAGUGUGUGAGCAUCCGCUUUCAGACAUAGUGAUUGCAGGAGAAGCUGCUCAUCCUUUGCCACACACGUUCCACCGCUUGCUUCAGACAAUCUCAGACCUUAUGAUGUCUCUCCCCAGUGGCAGCUCAUUGCAGCAAAUGGCACUCAGAUGCUGGAGUCUCAAAUUCAAACAAUCAGACCAUCAGUUCCUCCAUCAAAGCAAUGUUUUUCAUCAUAUUAACAAUAUUCUUUCUAAAUCGGAUGAUGGAGAUAGUGAAGAAAGUUUUAGCAUCAGUAUACAAUCUGGCUUUGAAGCUAUGAGUCAGGAAUCAUGCAUAGUAAUAUGUUUAAAAGACCUAACCAGCAUUGUUGACAUAAAAACAUCAAGCAGACCUGCCAUGAUUGGCAGUUUGACAGAUGGAUCAACAGAAACCUUUUGGGAGUCAGGAGAUGAAGAUAAAAACAAAACAAAGAAUAUCACAAUCAAUUGUGUAAAAGGAAUCAAUGCUCGUUAUGUUUCUGUUCAUGUAGACAAUUCAAGAGACCUUGGGAACAAAGUGACCUCAAUGACUUUCUUGGCUGGCAAAGCAGUAGAAGAUCUGUGCAGAAUCAAACAGGUUGACCUAGAUUCUAGGCACAUUGGUUGGGUAACAAGUGAACUUCCAGGUGGAGAUAACCACAUCGUAAAAAUUGAAUUAAAGGGCCCAGAGAACACAUUGAGAGUUCGACAAGUUAAAGUCCUGGGCUGGAAAGAUGGUGAAAGCACUAAAAUUGCUGGUCAGAUCUCAGCUAGUGUGGCUCAACAAAGAAACUGUGAAGCAGAGACUCUCCGAGUAUUCAGACUUAUUACUUCCCAGGUAUUUGGAAAACUUAUCUCAGGAGAUGCUGAACCUACACCAGAACAAGAGGAAAAAACACUUCUGUCUUCACCUGAAGGAGAGGAAAAAGUACACAAUGCGACAUCAGAUGCUGACCUGAAAGAACACAUGGUUGGAAUCAUAUUCAGUAGGAGUAAGCUAACAAAUUUACAAAAGCAGGUAUGUGCCCAUAUAGUUCAGGCCAUUAGAAUGGAAGCUACCCGAGUCCGUGAAGAGUGGGAACAUGCAAUUUCCAGCAAGGAGAAUGCUAAUUCUCAGCCCAAUGAUGAAGAUGCGUCCUCUGAUGCAUAUUGCUUUGAACUGCUCUCCAUGGUCCUAGCAUUGAGUGGGUCUAAUGUGGGCCGACAGUAUCUUGCUCAGCAACUAACUCUGCUUCAGGAUCUCUUUUCAUUGCUACAUACAGCCUCUCCUAGAGUGCAGAGACAGGUGACCUCUUUGCUAAGGCGGGUUUUGCCUGAAGUGACUCCUAAUCGCCUGGCCAGCAUCAUAGGUGUGAAGUCCCUUCCACCAGCUGAUAUUAGUGAUAUAAUUCAUUCAACAGAAAAAGGAGACUGGAAUAAACUAGGCAUCUUGGAUAUGUUCCUGGGAUGCAUAGCCAAAGCCCUCACAGUACAGUUAAAGGCCAAAGGAACUACCAUCACAGGAACAGCUGGCACUGCUGCAGGGAAAGGAGUUACAACAGUUACCCUUCCAAUGAUUUUCAAUUCCAGUUAUAUUCGACGAGGUGAAAGCCAUUGGUGGAUGAAGGGCUCAACUCCCACCCAGAUUUCAGAGAUCAUUAUUAAACUUAUAAAGGACAUGGCAGCAGGUCAUCUAUCUGAAGCAUGGUCCCGGGUUACCAAAAAUGCCAUUGCAGAAACCAUCAUUGCCUUGACAAAAAUGGAGGAAGAAUAUAGAUCUCCAGUGAGAUGUAUUGCAACAACCAGGCUUUGGCUUGCCCUGGCAUCACUUUGUGUUCUAGAUCAGGAUCACGUGGAUCGGCUCUCUUCAGGAAGAUGGAUGGGAAAGGAUGGACAGCAGAAACAAAUGCCUAUGUGUGAUAACCAUGAUGAUGGUGAAACUGCAGCAAUCAUCUUAUGCAAUGUGUGUGGAAAUCUCUGCACUGACUGUGACAGAUUCCUUCAUCUUCAUCGCCGAACCAAAACUCAUCAGAGACAGGUCUUCAAAGAAGAAGAAGAGGCUAUUAAGGUUGACCUUCAUGAGGGCUGUGGUAGAACCAAACUCUUCUGGUUAAUGGCACUAGCAGAUUCUAAAACCAUGAAGGCAAUGGUGGAAUUCAGAGAACAUACAGGUAAACCCACCACAAGUAGCUCCGAAGCAUGCCGUUUUUGUGGUUCCAGGAGCGGAACAGAGUUAUCUGCCGUUGGCAGUGUCUGUUCUGAUGCAGAUUGUCAGGAAUAUGCUAAAAUAGCCUGUAGCAAGACACAUCCUUGUGGCCAUCCAUGUGGAGGCGUCAAAAAUGAAGAACACUGUUUACCAUGUCUGCAUGGCUGCGAUAAAAAUGCCACAACGCUUAAGCAAGAUGCUGAUGACAUGUGUAUGAUAUGCUUCACUGAGGCACUUUCAGCAGCACCCGCUAUUCAGUUGGAUUGUAGUCACAUAUUCCACUUGCAAUGCUGCCGACGAGUUUUAGAAAACAGAUGGCUUGGGCCCCGGAUAACAUUUGGAUUUAUAUCUUGUCCUAUUUGCAAGAACAAAAUAAAUCAUACAGUAUUAAAAGACCUGCUUGAUCCAAUCAAAGAACUCUAUGAAGAUGUCAGGAGAAAGGCCUUAAUGAGAUUGGAAUAUGAAGGACUACACAAGAGUGAGGCAAUCACAACACCGGGCGUUAGAUUUUAUAAUGACCCUGCUGGUUAUGCCAUGAAUAGAUAUGCAUAUUAUGUCUGCUACAAAUGCAAGAAGGCAUAUUUUGGUGGUGAAGCUCGCUGUGAUGCUGAGGCUGGGCAAGGGGAUGAUUAUGAUCCCAGAGAGCUUAUUUGUGGAGCAUGUUCUGAUGUAUCCAGGGCUCAGAUGUGUCCCAAACAUGGUACAGACUUCUUAGAGUACAAAUGCCGCUACUGCUGCUCUGUGGCUGUAUUUUUCUGUUUUGGAACAACACAUUUUUGUAAUGCAUGUCAUGAUGAUUUUCAAAGAAUGACAAGCAUCCCCAAAGAAGAACUUCCUCACUGUCCUGCAGGUCCCAAAGGCAAACAAUUGGAAGGAACAGAAUGUCCACUACAUGUUGUCCAUCCACUUACUGGAGAAGAAUUUGCUCUGGGUUGUGGGGUUUGUAGAAAUGCUCACACAUUUUAGACCAUCUAAUUUUAUUUGCCCGAAAAAACAGCUGCCCUUGUCAGGAAGAGAAUACAGUGGACUCUAUACACUUCUCAGGAUGAGGAUGGGACCAUUUUAAAAUUAAAAAAAACAUUUACAGUGCAAGAAGGAUGCCAAAUACCGUGUACAUAAUUCUUGCUGUGAAAAAAAAAAUGCCUUUUUUUUUUUUGAACCAAGACAUCCACCUUGUGAGAUGUUUGCAUGUGGCCAUUACAGUCAUCGGCUAUGAAGCAUUGGAUAUAUAGAUAACUGAUAUAAAAGGAUCACCAUGCCCAUAGACUACAAAUGAUGCUGGCUGUCAGGCAAAGAAAAUUUUAAAAAAAUCAUUGGUUAUUGUAUACUGACUUUUUGUAAAACUGUACAAUUGUAACUGCAUCACGGGAGGGGGUAAAAAGAAGAAUAUUCUGGUUUAUUUCCUAGACUGUUAUAAAAAUUGUGUUUGGAAGGCAUAUUAAUGUAAUAAGCAUCAUACUGUAUAUAAAGAUAUCAAUGUUUGUCCUGUAUAAGAAUUACUAAAUUACAAAAGCAAUUUCAUUUAAACUUCUAGGUUAUGUUUGAGCCUGAAAUUUUAAUGAAGUGCAAUACUGAGUGUGCCUCAUAUCUUGCAGCUGUAAACAUAAUGGAAUGUACAUGUCAAUAAAGCCACUGUACAUUUUUAUACAGUGAUAAAGUCUUA